UCCAGCCUUCGUCUCCCGGUAAAACCCUCCCUGAACCCACCCUCUCUCUCUCUCUCUCUCUCUCUCCAUCCAUGGCGGCCUCUGCCUCGAGAAACAUGGUUGUCUUCUUCUUGGGUCUCUUCGUCCUGCUCCUCCCUCUUGUUUCCGGCGGCGCCAUCCACGAGAUCCUGCGCAGCAAGGGCCUGCCGGAGGGGCUUUUACCCAAGGCCGUAAAAUCCUUCUCCCUCGAUGAGAGCGGGCGCCUUGACGUCUAUCUGGAUCGCCCCUGCUACGCCAAGUUCGACAACAGGGUCUUGUUCGACAGCGUUGUGAGAGGUAACCUCAGCUACGGCGCCCUUACUGGCAUGGCCGGCCUGUCCCAGGAAGAGCUUUUCCUGUGGCUCCCCGUCAAGGACAUCAAGGUUGAGGAUCCCGGCUCCGGUGUCAUCCUCUUCGAUAUCGGCGUCGCUCACAAGCAGCUCUCGAUCUCCCUCUUCGAAUAUCCGCCUGACUGCAGCCCGGAGGACGCGGAUCGAAUCGUAACGCCAUCGUCAGGUUUCCUUGGAAGGAAAGCUGGAAGGGAAGGGACGGCUGAACAAAGAUGAACAUCGGAGAGUUUUUUUUUUUUUUUUUUUUUUUUUUUUUUUUUCUUGUUCUGAUGGCCUUUUCAGAUGAUGAUAGUUGUUAGCCUCUGCUAAUUUAGGCUUGUAAAUACAUUGGCGUUGAAGGACCGACUCUUGCCGAUA
Nymphaea colorata (pocket water lily) is the source of this 725-nucleotide messenger RNA. RefSeq lists its product as uncharacterized. The record is from RefSeq and is a predicted model, not a curated record. NCBI's taxonomy places the organism in Eukaryota, Viridiplantae, Streptophyta, Magnoliopsida, Nymphaeales, Nymphaeaceae. Bases 72 to 584 code for a protein of 170 amino acids. The transcript is spliced from 2 exons.